AUGGACGCGUUCAAAGGUUUCCAGAAGAGUCUCACCUCGCUGGGUGGGCAGAUCACCCCUUUCGCCUCGCGUACCUUCCAGUACACCAAGGAACAAUUGGGCCAGGCUGAGGACAAGACCCAGCUCCCUCCCGACUACAUCGACCUUGAGAAGCGGGUUGAUGCGCUGAAGGCGGUUCAUCAGAAGAUGCUGGCUGUGACUUCGCAGUAUUCCCACGAGUCCUACGACUACCCGCCCAACAUCAAGGAAACCUUCCAGGACCUGGGCCGCACCGUUAGCGAGAAGGUCAGCCUUCUGUCGAGCGCCACCACCCCGGCCGAGGCCCAGGCGGCUUUGACCGCGCCGCCGACCGCGAAGCCGCAGCCUAAGACGUUCCACCACGCCAUGGCGCGCGCCGCGCUGGCGAGCAGUCAGACGCUGCACCAGCAGCACACGGGCGCGGGCGAGGACCCGCUGGCGACGGCGCUCGAGAGAUACGCGUUGGCAAUGGAGCGCGUGGGGGAGGCGCGCCUGGCCCAGGACGCCCAGGUGCAGAGCCGCUUCCUGGCGGGCUGGAACACGACGCUCAACACCAACAUCCUGUUUGCGACGCGCGCCCGCAAGGCCGUCGAGAAGGCCCGACUCACGCUCGACGCCGUCAAGGCGCGCGUCAAGGGCACUACGUGGAAGCUGGGCGGCUCAUCGCCGCGCGGGGAGGCGCACGACGAGCACGAGCUGAGCCCAGAGGCGCAGGAGGAGAUUGAGAAGGCCGAGGACGAGUUCGUCACGCAGACUGAGGAGGCGGUUGGAGUCAUGAAGAAUGUUCUCGACACGCCCGAGCCGCUGCGCAACCUGGCGGAGCUGGUCGCCGCGCAAAUGGAGUACCACAAGAAGGCGCACGAAAUUCUGAGCGAGUUGGCGCCCAUCAUCGACGGGCUGCAGGUCGAACAGGAGGCAAGUCGUGCUUCGGCUUACUCGUUGCAUUAA
Messenger RNA from Parathielavia appendiculata, 966 nucleotides. RefSeq lists its product as uncharacterized. The coding region runs from base 1 to 966 and encodes 321 amino acids. The record is from RefSeq and is a predicted model, not a curated record. Lineage: Eukaryota; Fungi; Ascomycota; Sordariomycetes; Sordariales; Chaetomiaceae. Gene Ontology annotation, cellular component: cytoplasm. The transcript is spliced from 5 exons. Gene Ontology annotation, molecular function: protein binding.